AUGGAUUCGAAAAAUCAUUCAAUGGAAUUGGAAGAUCCAAUUUUCUCUGAAGAAGCAGGAGAAGAGUGCGGAUUGGGAGUACAAAUCAACCACACCUUAUUCGACAAAACUUAUUUUCAGGUAAGUCAAACAUUUAGCAGCAAAAAUGAGCUAAAAUUAUUGCCGUACAUAGCAGCUGUGAGAAAUUCUUUUGAUUAUGCUACGUUGAAAAGUUGCAGCAAAUUCUUCAAGGUAAAAUGUGUUUGUCCUAGCUGCGCGUGGAUGUUGUGGGUGAAGAAGUAUGAAUUGUCGAACAGAUUUGUCAUCUAUAAAUAUGUCGGCGAUCACAGUUGCGGUGUUGAAUACGCCAUGUGCAGCCAUAGGGGAUUUGCCUAUAUGAGAAAGGUUAUUGCGGUUGAUGGUACUCAUUUAUACAAUAAGUACGAGGGCGUGCUGCUAAGCGCAGUUGCACAGGAUACGAAGAACUAUAUUUAUCCCAUUACCUUUUACGUCAUUGAUAAGGAGAAUGAUGCAUCUUGGAUGUUCUUUUUUGAGAAGCUAAAGUGUAUUGUGGUCGAUGGACCAGAUUUGUGCUUUAUCUCCGAUAAGCACAAGAGCAUCACCAACGACAUCACGAAGGCUUAUAACCAUGCUCAUUACGGAUACUGCAUGAGGCACCUAGGUGAAAAUCUCUGGGUAAAUCACCACUGCGGAGAACACCUCUAUCUAUUCUACAACGCGGCAAAGGCAUAUUCUCACGAGGAGUUUAGCUAUCAUUUUUUGGAAUUCAAGAACUACUAUCCUGAGGCAGCUUUUAUCCUCGAGCAUGAGCUUAGUUUUGAGAAAUGGAGUAGGGCAUAUUUCCCCGGCAAUAGAUUUGAUGUGAUGACCAUAAAUAUUGUUGAGUUGGUGAAUGCUAUUUUGAUUGCCGAAAGAGAGAACCCCGUGGCAUCCAUAUUCAAUUCGAUUGCUAAGAUGUUUGGUGAUAUAUUCAGGGAGAGGCAUGCAUACAUCCUCAAAUAUAAGGAUAACAAAUUUUUGCCAGCCACCGAAAAGAUCUUAAGGGAUAAUACGAGCGAGGGCGACUCCUUCUAUGUGGAGAAUGUAAGUGGGAACAAAAUCCAAUUCACGGUGUUUGGCAGUGGCUGUACGGCUAAAGUUGACCUACUGGAAAGGUCGUGUUCUUUCAGAAAGUUUGACCUGAUCAAAAUACCAUGCGAUCAUGCGAUGGCCGUUUUGCGAUUGAAGCAUGGUGAUGAUUAUGGUUUAAGAGUCUAUGAUUACUCUUUGCCCGUGUAUAAAGUGGAAGAGUACCUCUUUGCGUAUUCGGAAUCAAUUAAUGUUGUCCCUUUAGAGUCCGAAUGGCGCGUGCCAGAAGAAUUUCUAGACGUGAACAUUAUUACACCUUUCGUGGUCACCAAGCUCAGAAGGAAGAAAAUAAAAUGUGUUAAGGGUGUGGGUGAGACUUUCAAGUCGAAGAGGAGGAACAAAUGUUCACUGUGCAAGAGACCCGAGCUCAAGAGAACCACUUGUAACAACAACAAAUCAUAG
Molecule: messenger RNA, 1530 nt
Organism: Capsicum annuum
Lineage: Eukaryota; Viridiplantae; Streptophyta; Magnoliopsida; Solanales; Solanaceae
Exons: 2
Coding region: 1-1530 (509 amino acids)
Molecular function (GO): zinc ion binding
Source: RefSeq, a predicted model, not a curated record